Messenger RNA from Fonsecaea multimorphosa CBS 102226, 1488 nucleotides. RefSeq lists its product as uncharacterized. NCBI's taxonomy places the organism in Eukaryota, Fungi, Ascomycota, Eurotiomycetes, Chaetothyriales, Herpotrichiellaceae. The transcript has a single exon. The coding region runs from base 1 to 1488 and encodes 495 amino acids. The record is from RefSeq and is a predicted model, not a curated record. Gene Ontology annotation, molecular function: metal ion binding; ATP binding.
AUGCUUCAGGGCAAUUCUCCGUUACUUGCGCACAGGUUGCAGAAUGCGUCCCUCCUGAUCCUGAGCCUUGUAUUUCUACCGCUCGACACUUUGAUUCUGAUUGUUUCUCUACUCGUGAGUAAGGUUCUUCCGAACGAGCCAAAGUCCAAUCGGGAAGCGACGCAACGCCGGGCUGGUUUCAGAAGGCGCACCGUCUUGGUCACUGGGGUGGGUAUGACCAAGGGACUGGUGCUGGCACGACUGUUCCAUGCGGCUGGCCACGACGUUCUCGGAGCCGACUUUGAACCGGACGGCGCAUUGGUGUGUGGGAGAGUGUCGUCGUCUCUGAAGAGGUUCUAUCGCCUGCAGAAGCCAAACCCGAAGUCGGGCGCCGCGCCGUAUAUCCAGAACCUCCUGGACAUCGUGCUUAGGGAGAAGGUCGAGCUCUGGAUCAGUUGCUCUGGGGUUGCCUCAGCGGUCGAGGAUGGGAUGGCCAAGGAGGUCGUCGAAGCAAGGACCGACUGCAGGGCGAUCCAGUUCGACGUCAAAACCACGCAGACGUUGCACGAAAAACAUUCGUUCAUGGAACACACUAAAGCGAUCGGGCUCACAGUUCCUGAAACGCACGAGAUCACAAGUCGCGCGGCCGUGCAGAGCAUCUUGCGCAACGCCCCGCCUGGCCGUAAAUACAUCAUGAAGACGAUCGGGGUCGACGACUCUGUGCGCGGAGACCUGACGCUGCUGCCCAAGAAGUCGGAUCUCGAGACGUCGGAGCAUAUUGCACGGCUCAGGAUCUCGCCGGACUCGCCUUGGAUACUGCAGGAAUUCAUUCAGGGUAAGGAAUACUGCACGCACUCAUUGGUCGUGCGAGGACAUGUCAAGGCCUUCGUGGCUUGUCCCUCCGCAGAACUGCUUAUGCACUAUCAAGCUCUCCCUAUCGAGUCGGCCCUGAGUCAGGCCAUGAUGGAGUUCACAAAGACGUAUGCUGCCAGCGGCGGCGAAGGAUUCUCGGGCCAUCUGUCCUUCGACUUCAUGGUGUGGGACGAAAAUGCGGCUGGUCCUAGAAACGUCGUGCUCUACCCCAUUGAGUGCAAUCCCCGGGCGCACACGGCGGUGGCGCUGUUCAACGGCACCGCCACAGCUAUGGUCGAUGCCUAUCUAUCCGUCCUCGAGAACUCUCACAGCCAGAGGACCGAUACUCGGAUCGUGCGCCCCAUCACGAACGACAAGUAUUACUGGACUGGCCACGAUCUCGUCACGCGGGCCAUCCUCCCGACCGUAUCCUUCCUCACGCUCUCCGGCGCGUCGAUCUGGGAUCUUUCGCAAAGCUACACGACCUUCCUCAGCCACUUGUUCACAUGGAGAGAUGGCACAUAUGUGCUCUGGGACCCGCUGCCCUGGUGGUGGCUGUACCACGUAUACUGGCCGAUGCGGUUCUGGGGCUGCAUCCGCCGGGGCAGAAAAUGGAGUCGCAUCAACGUCAGCACGGCGAAGAUGUUUGAGUGCUGA